GGUCACUUGUCUAUAGUAUAACGACUUGGCCAUAGCUCUCUACACAUUAUGAAACAAUCAAGAGAGGUAGCCCAAGGCGAAGUGUAGCAAUGUCGUCAUCAUCAGACGCAGACACCGACAAAAAGGUGAUCGUACCUGUAGAAAACCUGAGAGCGUUCACUGAGCGGGUCAUCGUCAAAGCCGGUGCCAAACCCGCUCACGCCGAGGCCCUGGCCGAGCUCAUAGUGGCGGCUGAUCACAGGGGACACUUCAGUCACGGGUUGAACAGACUCGAUUACUACGCAGACGGCAUCGCCAGAGGACUAAAUGCUUCAGACAAGGAACCAGAGAUAACAAAACAAGGACCGUCAACAGCCUUAGUAAAUGGAAAUAACUGUUUAGGUCCUGUGGUCGGUAAAAUGUGCAUUGACUUGGCUAUUGAGAAAGCAAAAUCGACCGGCGUUGGAUGGGUAUGUGCAACAGGAUCCAAUCACUUUGGUAUCUCCGGCUGGUACAGCAUUCGGGCGAUGGAACAAGAUAUGAUUGGUAUGGCGUUUUGUAAUUCUUCUCCAACAAUGGUUCAUCCGAGAGGAAAGAAGAGGCUUCUGGGCACGAAUCCGAUCUGUGUUGCUGCCAAGGGAGAGGGGGACGAUGAAUUUGUCUUGGAUAUGGCAACGACUACUGUAGCCUUAGGGAAAGUAGAAGUCAAACAUAAACUUGGAGAGCAGAUCCCAAUGGGAUGGGGAGUGGAUGCAGACGGAAAGCCAAGCACGGACACUGGCUGUAUUCUUCAGUCCGGUGGGCUACACCCUCUUGGGGGCAAAGAAGAAACCAGUGGCUAUAAAGGCUUUGGACUUGGUAUGAUGGUAGAACUGUUUUGUGGCGUACUGAGUGGUUCAAAGUUUGGUACACAGCUCGGGAAAUGGACGGAUGCAGGUUUUGACAGCAUGGCUAAUUUGGGUCAGUGUUUUGUAGCUAUCGACCCCACUGCUUUUGCUCCUGGUUUCCAAGGUCGUCUGUCGGAACUCAUUCGCCAAAUCAAAACUUCAGAGCCGGGUGAAGGUCAUAGUGAGCUGCUAGUGUCUGGAGACCCAGAGAGAGCCCAUAUCCAAUUAUGUCAGGGUCUUGGAGGAAUCCCAUACCACAGAAGCCAGAUCGAAUUUGCGGAUGGUCUGGCAGACAAGUACGCCGUGAGUCGACUCAUGACAGCUUGAAACUAUCUAUCAAUCAACAGCGUGGUAAAUAUAGGGGUUAAGAUAUCCAUUUUAAUUUACCUAAAUGCUUUUUAGGAUAAAGACACGAUUUGUCAGAUUUUUACAUAGAGAAAUUAAUGUGACACGAACCCUAAAGCUCACUGAUUCAAUAUUUUGAAAUUUUCACAAGUUAAGACACAGGUAGAAAGUUUGUAUGUCCCGUGAGAGG
This is a messenger RNA of Aplysia californica (California sea hare), 1401 nucleotides long. RefSeq names its product ureidoglycolate dehydrogenase (NAD(+)). The record is from RefSeq and is a predicted model, not a curated record. Lineage: Eukaryota; Metazoa; Mollusca; Gastropoda; Aplysiida; Aplysiidae. Gene Ontology annotation, molecular function: oxidoreductase activity. The transcript is spliced from 13 exons. The coding region runs from base 90 to 1193 and encodes 367 amino acids.